Molecule: messenger RNA, 342 nt
Organism: Onthophagus taurus
Lineage: Eukaryota; Metazoa; Arthropoda; Insecta; Coleoptera; Scarabaeidae
Source: RefSeq, a predicted model, not a curated record
AUGAUUGCAAUUGCACCAUCAGAACUUGAAGGUAUUCUGAUACAACAUCCCUCGGUUAAAUUAGCUGCUGUUAUUGGAAAACCUACCGAUGAAGGCGAUCUGGCAACAGCGGUUAUUGUUAAAAAAAUUGAUAACGUUACUGCUGAAGAACUUGAAGCUUUGGUUGCUGCGAAAGUCGAUGAACGAAAGAAGUUGAGAGGGGGUGUUUUAUUUAUCGAUGAAAAUGAAAUUCCUAUGACACCAACUGGUAAAGAUAUUUGUUGCCACGAGGCUAUCAUUGCUCAGAAACAACAUCGUCAGCGCGUAACUGCGAAGCUGGACAUCGUAAAAGAUAACGAUUAA